Brienomyrus brachyistius is the source of this 2681-nucleotide messenger RNA. It is a transcript of the gene prpsap2, whose product is annotated as phosphoribosyl pyrophosphate synthetase-associated protein 2. Gene Ontology annotation, molecular function: ribose phosphate diphosphokinase activity; magnesium ion binding. Gene Ontology annotation, biological process: purine nucleotide biosynthetic process; 5-phosphoribose 1-diphosphate biosynthetic process. The transcript is spliced from 11 exons. Gene Ontology annotation, cellular component: cytoplasm; ribose phosphate diphosphokinase complex. The record is from RefSeq and is a predicted model, not a curated record. NCBI's taxonomy places the organism in Eukaryota, Metazoa, Chordata, Actinopteri, Osteoglossiformes, Mormyridae. Bases 343 to 1416 code for a protein of 357 amino acids.
CGUUUUGUAGAGAUUUUUUUUUUCAAGUGCAGAAAUCUUCCUGGAGAGUUUGUUAGAUGAGCAACCAUGAUAUUUUGAAUGUUAUUUAGCCAGCGCACUGCUGAAAAAAUGAGCAAAAAGGUUCGAGUUUGCUGGUUUGCUGAUCCUGGGCAUUUUUAACCAAGAAAUGAAUCUAACAACUCCAUUUUCCGAAGUAUGCUCUUUGUCACCAUUUUAAGAAAUGAUCGACAAGCUUGACGUGGAUUGAAUCCAGUGUUUUUCACUGCGUCUGAAGGGUUCAGCCUUGCGUGGGAGCCCAGGGAACCGCCUUCUCAAGAGGCUGAGGACAAGAACCAAAGAGACAUGAACGUGACAAAGGGGGGCCUGAUCAUCUUCACAGCGAACUCGAAUCCUGCAGGCAGGGAGCUGGGAAAAAGGAUUGCCGAGCGUCUCGGGGUCGAGCUGGGCAAGGUGCAGGUGUACCAGGAGGCCAACCGAGAGACUCGUGUGCAGAUCCAGGAAUCUGUGCGUGGCAAAGAUGUUUUCAUCAUCCAGACCGUUUCCAGGGACGUCAACACGACCAUCAUGGAGCUGCUGAUCAUGGUGUACGCCUGCCGCACUUCCUGUGCCCACAGCAUCACCGGCGUAGUGCCCUACUUCCCGUACAGCAAGCAAUGCAAGAUGAGGAAGCGGGGCUCCAUCGUCACCAAGCUGCUGGCCUCCAUGAUGUGCAAAGCGGGUCUGACCCAUCUGAUCACCAUGGACCUGCACCAGAAGGAGAUACAGGGCUUCUUCAACAUCCCCGUGGACAAUUUGCGUGCCUCCCCGUUCCUCCUACAGUACAUCCAGGAGGAGAUCCCCGACUAUAGAAACGCGGUAAUUGUGGCCAAAUCUCCAGCUUCUGCCAAAAGGGCGCAGUCCUUUGCCGAGAGGCUGCGGCUCGGGAUCGCGGUGAUUCAUGGUGAGGCACAGGAUGCCGAAUCGGACCUGGUGGAUGGACGGCACUCCCCACCCAUGGUGAAAAACGUGGCCGCCAUACACCCCAGCCUGGAGAUCCCCCUGCUGAUCCCAAAGGAGAAGCCGCCGAUCACGGUGGUGGGAGAUGUGGGCGGCCGGAUCGCCAUCAUUGUGGAUGACAUCAUUGACGACGUGGACAGCUUCGUGGCUGCCGCAGAGACUCUGAAAGAGAGGGGGGCCUACAAGAUCUUCGUCAUGGCGACGCAUGGCAUCCUGUCCUCGGACGCCCCUCGCCUCAUUGAGGAGUCCGCCAUCGACGAGGUGGUAGUGACUAAUACCAUCCCCCAUGAGAUCCAGAAGCUACGUUGCCCCAAGAUCAAGACCGUGGACAUCAGCAUGAUUCUGUCUGAAGCCAUCCGCCGCAUUCACAACGGGGAGUCCAUGUCGUAUCUGUUUCGCAACAUUGGACUGGAUGACUGAGUUCUGGGGGGGGGGGGGGGUUGCGCUUUCACACGAUCAAUCUUCCCCGACGCCAUUCUACGUCUUUUCUCUUCUUUUCACGUGGAAAAAGUCAGCCUUGGUCUUUCCUCCGUUGGUUGCCCUUGGUUAUGUCGAAAUGCUUGAACUUGUAGUCCAGUAAAGUUUGUUAUUGUUCUUCAUGUUAUUAUUAAUCGGCCUUCCUUUAACGAGCAACCUUAAGGCGAGUUGGCGUGACCAUAUCAUGGUAAUUAAGGCUGACGUAGCUAGAUCGUGGUCACGUUAUCCCGGUAAAUCUUGCCGAGAACUGCAGGCCUGCCGAUACAUAACCCAGUACCCAUCUGUGGCUCUCUGUGCAAACCGCAUAGGUUAGUGAUCUUCUCUCAUUUCUGCGGCUGGAGUUACCUCUUCUGUCAUGUGCUGUCUCAAAGCAGGCAGCCUCAUUCUUUAAAUUUCCUUCCCCGCUCUUUACAGCCCUCGUCUGGCAGGACUUAUGGCAUUUCUCAGGCCCCCGACGAUGAGGACGUGUCACGGCUUCGCUUGUUGACAUGUACGCCUUCGCUCAUGGUAAUGACACUGCUCUUCCUGAGGUAGCCCGGAGCAGAUUAAUAGCCCCUGAUUGCUACGUUGCUGGUCGGGAAAUUCACAGCAUUGGGUCUGUCGGUCCCUUUGCUGCGGAGACAGACGCUUUUAAGAUGCCAAAUGAGAUGAUUAGUGUGCUGAUUUUUCAUUUUUAGCCUUUUGGUACAGUAAUGUAAGUGUGGGAAUUUUGAUAAACCGUUUCACUUUGUCGCCAUGUGUCCUUUAAAGUAUUUCAACAUUGCAAUCCGGCAUUUUCCGGGAGCCUGGGAGUCAGUCAUGCGAUGUAUUAAAAGGUACCAUUUCACUAAGAUUAUAGACCUUCAGACUGUGCUAGAUGAACACUGACCAGUAACCAGGUGGACCUGGUCAAUAUAUAGUAAGUCUAAAUAUUCCUGGGCAUAAACCUAGUACUUGAAGUUUCAUUUUCUGUGUAAAACUAACACUAUUAACAGGCUUUGCUUCCCCUGUCGGCAGCCUGCAAUGACGCACGUUGUUGUACAUUGACUAAAAUUUGGUAGAUGUCAUUCCAUAGAGACAAGGCCACUAUGGCCUCUGGUCAGCCUUUUAAAAGGAUUGUAUAACCAAGGAUUUGAGGAGCCUGUUUUAAGGGAUCCCUGCAUUCUUAACCCGAAAGGGGCAGCUUAUUUAUUUUUGGCGAGUUUGAUUAAAUAAAUGGAGAACUGAGA